GACACGUUCUGUAUCAAUUCUGAUCGCGAUUUUUGGUUCAAAAAUUUCAACGCACAAAUGUACAAUGAGUUUAGGAGUUUAGCGUUUGACGAUUACUUGUACGACGCUCCAGCAACGGGUUCAACAGGCUGAUUUGUUUUAUGGUACUUCUUUUGCGACGAGGCUGUGCGACGAUAUUGUUCUGGAUCUUGGCCUGAAAGAAUCCAUGCAGGGUGACCGGAUGGUUCUGCUUUACGUUCAACCUACCAAACCUGAGAGCCGAGCUGGAAAAGUGAUUUUUGUUUUGCUGACUUUUUUCUUUUACCCUAUUUUCUCUUCUCUUCUCUACCAUUUUAUUCUCAUUAUUUGCUCUCGCCUUUUUGUGCGAUUUUAUGACUUUGCAUCAUGUUUGAGUCUCCGUUUUCUUUUUGCAUUUAUCUUCCCUCAAGUGGUCGAGAUACAAUUGUCGCCGUAUAGCAAGCUGCGAUAUGAUGCGCACUCUACGUCUCGACUGCCUCUUAUUUUUUUUUUUUUUUUCUAUUUUGUUUCUUGUUUAGUUAUGGGGGGGGGGUUUCUAAAAAUUCGUUUCCGGAGUCCGGGCAUGCUCUGCUGGCAAAGUCUUCAAGUCCGAUGCCUGCUUCAACGGUAUGCCGGACCCCAAAAUUGUUCUUUUUUUCUUUCUACGACCAUAGAGAUCCGGAUUUUCGUUUUGCUUAAUAUUCUGCGGCCACGUCUACUUCUUUUUCUUUCUUUUUCUUUUCUUUUCUUUUUUUAACUACAUUUUGAUAUUAGUACGAGCAUGAAAGGAAAAAGAAAAAAAAAAAAACCUUGAAAACACGAUUUGUUUCUCCCUUCGUCAGGUGCCCUGACUCUGUCGACGUGACAAUAGGGACUGCUUUCUACGAGAGAGCCGCGUCCACUCACAUCUUCUAGUCUCU
Molecule: messenger RNA, 917 nt
Organism: Aspergillus glaucus CBS 516.65
Lineage: Eukaryota; Fungi; Ascomycota; Eurotiomycetes; Eurotiales; Aspergillaceae
Exons: 2
Coding region: 206-754 (182 amino acids)
Source: RefSeq, a predicted model, not a curated record